AUGCUCAUCUGCCGUCUUCAUCAUGACGCCAGUCUCAACUACUACAAAGUAGCAGUUGAGGACUUCUGCUGCCAGAUGCUGGUAACAGGCAACACAGCCUCAGGAGGGCGGCUGGCUGCGGACCGAAGAGCAUCGCAGUCCUUCCGCACCGAGGGCUCCCUCUCACGUGCUCGGCUCCUCUCCGGGGACCUCCACCCCUUCACUAAGCCAUCCCUGCUCCGGGGACCCUUCUUCCCGUGCCACCGGGCCUCUCUAAAGAAAUCUCCUGGCUCUUCCCAACUGGCCACUGUGCUCUUGAAUGCAUUUCUCUUAAUCCUCCUUUGUUCUCUCCCCCUUGUAGGCAUGAAGUUUUUGGAAGACUGCCCCAUACAGCCCCUCAUUCCUCUCUAUUUGCUGGUGGGUGGGAUCAUUGGAGCCUUAAAGGUGUCUCUCCUGCAGCAAGACUCCAGCAGGAUGUGGCACCUUCUGUCCAAGGCCGUGGUGACCCACCAUGACGACGAUGAUGACUAUUCCUGGAGGCCAAAGGCGCGGGAAUAUUACACCCACCUCGUCCUCAGCCUCCUCCUCUUCCUCUGGUUCCUUCUGGGUAACGACUGGGUCUUUUCCGUUUACCUGCCUGAUUUUAUUGCCCCUUUCCAGCAGCCUCAGGAUCGUUGUGACAAAACCCUAUACCUCUUUGCGGUAGGGGUCCUCAUGCUCAGCCAUACCGGGCUGGUCCAACUCGUCCUAUGCGGCUGGUGUGCCUGUGUGUAGUCCAGGUGGAGAUGUGUUGUCAUGACGACUGAGAACCACCCUCUCCAACACCCAUAG
This is a messenger RNA of Mustela lutreola (European mink), 810 nucleotides long. It is a transcript of the gene TMEM272, whose product is annotated as transmembrane protein 272. Lineage: Eukaryota; Metazoa; Chordata; Mammalia; Carnivora; Mustelidae. The record is from RefSeq and is a predicted model, not a curated record.